Prorocentrum cordatum is the source of this 629-nucleotide messenger RNA. Lineage: Eukaryota; Dinophyceae; Prorocentrales; Prorocentraceae. The record is from the annotation of a GenBank genome assembly.
GGCGGGCCGGGCCGGCGGGGCCGCGCCGAGGCCGCAGGGCGCGGAGGCACCGCCCGCGCCCAGCGGCUCGUGGGAGCGCUCGGAGCGCGACGGCGUGCCUCGCAUCCGGUGGCCUCCCAGCCCCGUGGCGAGCGCGGCGUCGGACUCGAGCGCGGACGACAUACCGACCGACGACCUGUGCGGCACCAGCGUGGCCGACUCGGGCUUUGGCAGCGGGGCCGCACCGGUCCUGGGCUGCUCCCUGGGCCUCGGUGCUGCACUCCACCGGGAUGCCACAGCUGGCUUCCGUGUCACGUCGCGCUAUCUUGCCACGGGAGGACGCUUCCCCUGAAGGGGAGGGUAUCUUGCCAGGGCUGGUUGGUGCGUCGCGACGUCGACUGCGGCCAGCACGGUGGUGGAUUUCUGCUUCAUGGCGCUCAGGGCGAAGUGAGGUCAGAGUGGGCACCACUCGUGGGACAGCCUCCGCAGCUCGCGUUUUCCCUUGGGCUACAAGCCUUCUUUUCUUCUCCUCGUCUAUCCUGCGGCAGGAACCAGCCGUACCACAUCCGCUCGCUUCUUUCUUUCCUCCUUCUCAGUCUGCCCUUCUUUUUCGACCGGGGCCGAUACCCAUACGGAAAGGGUGCGCCGUA